Molecule: messenger RNA, 663 nt
Organism: Fraxinus pennsylvanica
Lineage: Eukaryota; Viridiplantae; Streptophyta; Magnoliopsida; Lamiales; Oleaceae
Source: the annotation of a GenBank genome assembly
AUGGAGCAAUCUGAAGAAAUUGGCAUCAAAAUCUACACUGCAUCACCCCAAGUUGAGCCACCCCUCUACCCUUCUUCCCCACCAGUUGGAGCCGCUCCUGAUCCACCCCGUCCUGGUGGGCGGAAAAGGAGAGCGCUAGCCAGCGGAGUACAAAAAACACUCUCAAAAACAUCAAUGCUCAUAAACUUCCUCCCAACAGGAACCCUUUUAACAUUUGAAAUGGUUCUUCCAUCUGUCUAUGGCAAAGGAGAAUGUUCUCAUGUAUCGACUCUCAUGAUCUAUGUCCUAUUAGGCCUUUGUAAUCUGUCGUGUUUCUUCUUCCACUUCACUGAUAGUUUUCGCGGCCCAGACGGGAAAGUUUACUAUGGAUUUGUCACUCCAAAGGGAUUGGCAGUGUUCAAACCUGGACUUGGUGUUGAAGUGCCUAAAGAUGAGAGGUAUAAAGUUGGUUUCACAGAUUUUGUUCAUGCAAUGAUGUCUGUACUGGUUUUUGUGGCUAUUUCUCUCUCGGAUCAUCGCGUGACGGAUUGUUUGUUCCCUGGACAUGCUAAGGAAUUGGAUGAAGUUAUGCAGAGUUUUCCAUUAAUGGUGGGGAUCAUCUGCAGUGGCUUGUUCCUUGUCUUCCCCAAUACUCGAUAUGGAAUCGGAUGUAUGUCAUCAUGA